GUUGCCGGGCGGCUGCGGAGUCACUCGGCUGAGUCCGGUUCCUCACCGCACGGCACCGCGUCUUACCGCACCCUACAGUACCGCACCGCACCGGACAGCAUCCUACCGCACCCUACAGUACCGCACCGGACAGCAUCCUACCGCACCCUACGGUACCGCACGACACCGUACCGCACCGUACCCUCCGGCACCGCAGCGUACGGCGGGGCCCCGCUCCCUCCGCCACCGCACCCUCCGGCACCGCAGCGCCCGUGCCCGGCGGGGCCAUGAUGGCGUGCGCCGAGCUCCUGGCCGUCUGCCUGCUGUCGGCCGACCGCGGCCCCGCCGCCCCCCGCCGCCAGCCGCUCCCCAUCUUCCACGACAUUUUCCGACGAGCCGACAAGAACGAUGAUGGGAAGCUGUCAUUUGAGGAGUUCAAGAACUAUUUUGCUGAUGGGAUCCUGAGCUCGGAGGAGCUGUGGGAGUUGUUCAGUGGCAUCGACAGGCGUCAUUCGGAUAACGUGGAGACGGAGAAGUUGUGCGAAUAUUUCUCGGCCUACCUCGGAGAAUACAGGAAUGUGCUUUCUGCCCUGGAAGCCCUCAACUCUGCGGUCCUGGCAGCCAUGGACAAAACCAAACUGAGGUACGAGACCUCCUCGAAGAUGGAGCAGUUCCUGACCCGUUUCCUUCUGAGGGAAACCAUGCAGCAGCUGCAGUCCCUCCAAACCUCACUCGAGUGUGCUGUUGACACCGUGGAGGAGCAGGCAGGACGGGAGAGAAAGGACAUAAAUAAGUCUGAGACCUCGGUUGGCCUGAGAUCAGGGAGACGGUGUGGGCGCAGAGGACAGAAGAACGUCUGUCUGUCUCCCACAGACCCCUAUUCUGGGAUGCUCAUGACAGGCGUCUGUGUGGAAGACAACAGCCAGUGGAUGGCGCAGAUCAACAGGCUCCAGCAGCUCAUCGAGAAGUUGGAGUGCAAGAGCCCGCGCCUGGAGCCGCUGAAGGAGGAAGCGAUGUGCAAAGGAAAAGACGCGCACAUCCUGGUGGCCAAGAGGCAGAUCUCGGUGGCGACGAGUGGCAUCGAGGAGUUUCGCCAGGCGGUCAGGUCCUACACGGAGGUCACCGCCGGGCAGAGCAGCUGCCUGCACGUCUCUGCCUGCAAGCUGUCGGACGAGGCCUGCUUCAUCCUCUACGAGUUCUGGCAGGAUGUGACUUCCUGGAGAAGCCACUUGCAGUCCAGCUGCAGCAAGACUUUCCAGCGGUCCAUCAUCAGCUUGCUGGAGUCCCCGGAGCUGCUGACCACCAUGCUCUUCCCAGCCUCCUGGUGGAUCAUGAACAACAACUGACCCCGGGCAGCGCUUUCCAAGGACACAGCUCUGGGCACAGCCAUCACCUCCCCUCCCCUCUGUCACCUCCCUGUCCCUCAUCCCCUCCCAUGGCCCGCCGGGGGCUGCCACCCACCCUCCCAGGCAGCUUUUUACCCUUUUGCUCUUUUCAUGUUAAUUUAUUUAUUCCCCCCUCUCGCCCACGACCGGCUCUGUGCUGCCCAGGGGGAGCUGGCACCCCCCCCCCCCCAGCAGCGCUUUUGGGGGUGGCAGCCUGGCCUGUGGAGGGGAGCACUGGGCUGGUAGCCACAUCCCAGCAGCCCUCAGCCCCUCCCGCACCCCAGCUCCUCUUCCUCUCCAUCCUCCUCUUCCUUCCAGCUCAGAGGACAGGCUGAUGCUCCCCAGGAGGGUGAGAGGGGCUGGGGGCCAUGGCUCUGCCCAGCUGUGGUUCCCCAUGCCCAGCUCACCACAGCCACCCUGGGCCACCUCCUAGGGAUGGUGAAUAGUGUUUUAUAGAAAAGAAAGAAAGGAUUACUAAGUAUUUGUGGCCCCGGCCCCAGUGGCAGCCUCUGCAGCCAUUGCAAUGGCUUUGGGACCGGACUUGUGUCCCCCCACCAAGCUGUGUACCCACCAAUAAACCACUGCACCUCCGGGGAAGGCCAGUGUGGCUACUAGCCCUGUCUGUGGCUUCCCCCCCAUGGCUCAAUUCACACAAGCCAGGGUUGGCAGGAUGGGGAUGAUGGUGUGGGGGGGACCAGAGGAGCGGGGAAGCCCCCAGGGCUGGGCCCGGGGUUGCAGACUCGGGGUUUGGGGCAGAAGCAGAAGUGUUGACUCCCAGGAGGAUAGGGAAGCUUUGCAAGAGGAUCUAGAUAGACUGGAUCACUGGGCCAAUGCCAAUGGAAUGAGUUUCAACAAGGGCAAGUGCCAGGUCCUGCACUUGGGCCACACC
Messenger RNA from Calidris pugnax (ruff), 2253 nucleotides. It is a transcript of the gene NECAB3, whose product is annotated as N-terminal EF-hand calcium binding protein 3. The transcript has 13 exons. The record is from RefSeq and is a predicted model, not a curated record. The coding region runs from base 267 to 1325 and encodes 352 amino acids. Gene Ontology annotation, biological process: regulation of amyloid precursor protein biosynthetic process. Lineage: Eukaryota; Metazoa; Chordata; Aves; Charadriiformes; Scolopacidae. Gene Ontology annotation, cellular component: Golgi cis cisterna; cytoplasm; endoplasmic reticulum. Gene Ontology annotation, molecular function: calcium ion binding.